AGCCUGCAUGCAGCUGUCAUUAUUAUCGCGUCAAAUUGCCAAUGCCUGAGAAUUAUUUUUUUAUUUGGAAAAUCGCGUUUUAUGUAUACAUUGCUAACUGGUUUCUGCAGCAAUCGCUUGAUUUAAGUGAACGACGAAGUGCGGAGUGCAAAGUAAGAAGUGUGUGCCGUGGUGUGACAAGAAAUCUGGCAAGAAAAAUCGAAUUUUUUCUCUAUCGAAGUUGGUAGGCAACCAUCAGCUUUUUUUGCAAAUCGGACUGGAUUCCGAGUUGUUCGUAUAGUUUUUUGGCGGACAUCUGCAGUGUAGACACUGUACAGUACAGUAGCUAACUUUCUCCACUGAAAAUAUCAAUUGAUUUACCGUAAAAGUGUUGGCAAUUUUGUGUGUGGGAUUUUUCAUCCUCUGCCUCUGCGCUGCUCUGACCUUUGGCUUUUUACGGGAUUGGAUUCCAAGGGCCAUACACGAAGGAAUCGCCACGAUGGGUGAGCACUCGUUGCAGGGCCAAUCCGGAGGAGAGCAGCAGCCAGCGGCAGCGGCACACUCGGGCGAAACGGCCGGAACGUCUGGGCAGCAGCAGCAGCAGGGCGUACAAGAUUUGCGUGAAAUUUGCCAGCUGCUGUGGGGCUCCUCUAUCCGGCAGGAAGUGUUCCGCAGAUGGUCCCAGGGCUUCGAGUUCAGCACGUGCGAACCGUCGGCACUGGUGCAGCGUGACGGCGGACCGUGUUGUGUAAUCGCACCGGUGCAGGCGUACCUGCUGAAGAUUCUUCUGAUGGAAACCCCCGGGCACAGUUUCAGUGAUCUAACAACCGACAAGUGUAAAGCGUUGCUAAUCCAAGCCAUUUGUCAGAUAUUGACGAAGUGUAAGUUCACCAAAUAUCGCGUCGUUAGCCUCCGACCCAGACAAGACCAAUUUGGGGGUGCGGCGGCUGGCGCCACUAGCAGCCCGGUAGAGGAGAUGGACGGCGAUGCGGAAAUGAUGGAUGCACUCGAGAAUCUCCCACCGAACGACGGCAGUGAGGAAGUCGAAGUCGAAGCGGAAGCCAUGGCAGCAGCUGCGGCAGCGGUGGCUGCGUCCGAUUUGAAGAAUCAAAAUACGGCUGCGGCAUCGCCGGAGUUGGGUGCGGCUGGCGGCGGCGUUACGGGUGCACCGGAACCGUGGACUCCAGAAACGUUUCACGAGAGAUUAACUGUUACCGAGCUGGAGCAAAUCGAUGACGUGGAGAAGUAUUACGCUAGUCACUUUCAGGUACUGGCCGAAGAAUGUGGCGUACUGCUGCUCCUGUACACAGUUUUGCUGACUAAGGGUUUGGAUAACGUCUUGAGUGAAGUUUCGGAUACUUCGGAGCCUCUUAUACAUGGGACCUAUGGUUACGGAAGCCAAGCCUUGAUUAAUCUAAUGUUAACGGGACGUGCUGUUCCGUACGUCUGGGAUAAUGAGCAAGAUGUUGGCGGAUUGAAGUUAAAAGGCAUCACACAACAGUCGGAUAUUGGGUUCAUCACACUCAUGGAACAGAUGCAAUACUGUACCGUUGGGUUCUUCUACAAGAACCCCAAAAAUCCGGUCUGGGUAAUGGGUUCGGAAACACACCUUACGGUGCUUUUCAGCAACGAGAAGAGAUUGGUAUCGCCGGAAACUCCGAGUGAAAUUGCCCGGCGAGUCUUCCGGCAGUUUGACACGGAAGGGAGCAAUUUCAUACCAAGUCCGCUACUGCAGGAUGUGCUGUGCGCUCUGGAUCUGGUCAGUGAACCAGAAUACGUGGAUUUGAUGCGUAAGAAGCUAGACCCAGAAAAUCUUGGCAUUAUUCUGCUAAACGAGUUCAUGUACGAGUUCUUUCCAACGGAGAAAAAAUCUGUACCUGAUACGUUUGAUCUUUUGCAUUAUAAUGGUAUACCAAACUCCAACUGCGAAAACCGGGUGCGCUUCAACAAAGGCCACGCCAUUCUGCUGGAAAGUGAUGUGCGGAUGUGUAACCCUUCGGAUCCAAUGCUGACCUGUUUGCAGACUAAAUGGCCGAACAUCGAGGUCAAUUGGAACGAUUCUCGGACCCCUUCAUUGAAUUGACCGAGCAGUACGUUGUUUUUAUUGCAGUUGACGUGUUAGAAACAAGCGAUUGUUUUCUGCGACACACAUGCGAAUACGAAAACCACAUCCCUUUCUGUGUGCGUGUGUUAGCCCCUUUAACGAUCCGAUAGCUUUGAGAGUACCUCCCAUUCCGCUCACAGUUACAGUUAAUGGUGUUUAUUAAAAUCUCUUCCCCCUAGGCAACCAAGUCGGAGUCACUACUGUAACCAAGUGAUUCGUAAGCAAUAACGCUCAUUUACAUACAGUCUCUCACACACACAGCUUAUGCAAACAAUCACACAAACUAAUCUCAGCAGAUAACUGGACACAAAGUAGCUAAUCUACAAGCCAUACUACAGCAGAACGCUGUUGAUAUACAGGUACUAGCAGCCGAUAUAGCAAACAGAUAUUCCCGCUAAACAAUUGAACCAUGAACCAAAUAGGGCGAACUAAAACUAUUCCCUGAUUCCGAAUUGAGUAGUAAUAGAUGUAGCUGGAAGGAAAUCUGCAUACAUUGAAGUGACCUGCGAAUAUGAACGAACUAUUAGAAAGAGAAGAAGAAGAGGGUAGGUUAGGGACGCGAAUAUUCGAACGGAACGCAAACAGUUGAAUGUGUUUUAAUUUAUUCCCCUUUCCCGCAUCGCGCGCAAAAACGGAACAGAAAGAAGGUAGUAGUAAAUUCCGACAAGCGAAAAAAAAAAUCCCAUAAAUAGUAGGAAAAGAAUCCGAAAGCGAAAUCAAAGAAUAUGUACCGUGGAAUGAUCGAAAAUAUAUAUAUUAAAAACUAUUAACAGAUAACCUGUA
Molecule: messenger RNA, 2866 nt
Organism: Wyeomyia smithii (pitcher-plant mosquito)
Lineage: Eukaryota; Metazoa; Arthropoda; Insecta; Diptera; Culicidae
Product: ubiquitin carboxyl-terminal hydrolase MINDY-3 homolog
Exons: 5
Coding region: 479-2062 (527 amino acids)
Biological process (GO): protein K48-linked deubiquitination
Molecular function (GO): K48-linked deubiquitinase activity; cysteine-type deubiquitinase activity
Source: RefSeq, a predicted model, not a curated record